GGAGUCGCUUGGGUCAUGGGCAUGGCGCUGACUGAAAGUGCAGAGAGCUAAACAGAUUCAGUAUUACGUACUUGAUCGAUUUUAUUCAACAAAAAAUUGCAAACCGGAGAGCCUUUUCUAACCACCUUUCAUACACGAAACAGCUGGUGCUUAAUACCACAGAAGACAUGGAAAAUCACACGCCGAGUCACCCUUUACCUGUUGCAAUUCAGCAGAUGGAUCCUGAUGAGACGGUAUGUAAGUACUGUGGAGUCAGCUACCUGAUCCAUCACGAAUUCAAGCUGAUGGAAGAGAAAGUCAAAGCAAUGGAGGCUGAGGUGGAGUUUUAUCGGGGCAGCGUAGAGCGAGAAAGGAGACUGCUAGUGGAUUUACAGACCCUGAACAUGCGUCUGGAGCAGUACAAGACAACCAGUGAACAACAAUCUGAGAGCUUGAAAGUCGUUAGCAUGCAAUUGGCAGGCAAACAGACCGAACUGAAGACUAUAAUUGGUGACAUGAACAGCAUUGAGAACAAGUUAAAAGAAGCCGAACACCAGUCCCAAAUGUUCAGGUCGAAAUACCAAGAACAGGGCUCUGCCUUGAAGAAGACAUUGGGUUUUCUUCAGCUGAUGAAGAAGGAGCUGACAAGAGUCAGGUGUGCUGUUUCUGAUUUCUCAGACAUCCAGAGAGGGUUUAGCGCAGAGCUGCUGAAUAGAAGCAGAGACGCUCAUGGAGAAAUCACCACAUUACAUGAAUCUCUGGGCACCUCUCAGACGCAGAUUACAUGCCUUCGAGAGCAGGUGAGGGAUCUUCAGUCUGUGGCAACUGCAGCUGAGUUAAAAUCGCAGCAGCUCCAAACCUUAGUCCACGGAGAAUCCCAACUGCAAAACAAGUGCCAUGAAAUGCAAAAACAAACAUUGGACUUAAACAAUCAGCUUAAAACUCUCCAGCUGAGACUCCAGAAAGGAACCUCUGAAAUGGAGCAUUAUAAGCAGCUAUUUGUGUCCAAAUCAAAUGAAAAUGAAGAUAAUCUUUCCAGACUGAGACGACAUGAAAAUGAACGAAAAGAAGCUGAAUCUAGACGCUGUGAGGAGUUAAGAGCGAAGGAAGAAGAGUGGCUGGCUUGUAACCAGAAAUGCAAAUAUUUACAGGAGCAGCUUUCUGAAAAGGAGAGGAAGGAAGAGGAAAUAAGUCGAAGAAACUCUCGAUUAGAAAAUGAGAAUGAAACUCUGAAAACUGCCCUGAAGCAGGCUGAAGAGGAAGUAUCCACUUUGAAGCAGGAAAGGGAGUUAGCAAUGCUUUCUCAUCAGAGUGCAAUUGAACAGCUGCGGGAGAGCUUCAGACAGGAGAUGCUGGAAGGAGAUAGCUGGGGGUCAAAGGUUAAUGAAGAGCUGUCAAAAGAACGAGCACAGCUCUCCUUAGGGUUACAUGAGGCUGAACAGAGGUUGAGAGAAGAAGCUAGAAUGGAGUUAGAUAUUGAGAGAGCAAAAUUUCAGGAGUUAAUCCAGAAAUACCAGAAAGAACACAAAGAGCUUCAGAAAAAGGUGCCUUUCCUUAUUCGUACUGCCACCACGGAGCUGAAAGAAGAAAUUAGUAGUUUGGAGAAAAAGUUGGAGGGAGCUCAAAUGAGUCUAACGGAGAAGGAGGACAAAAAAGAUCAAGAAAUUGAGAGCCUGAAGAAACUGGUCUUUGAGUUAGAGAGCCAGCUGAAGCAUGAACAGAACAGUGUUGAUUGUUUGACUACAGAGUUGAGGCACAAUAAACAGCAGAAGUCACAAAAGCUAAUAGAAAUAAAUAAAGAACUGGACCAGCUAACACAGGAGUCCUAUCAAUUGCAAGAAGAGAACUGUCUGCUCCAGGAGACUGUGCGCAGAGAGUGUGAGGAACGGUUUGAGCUAACUGAGGCGUUGAGCCAUGCCCGAGAGCAGCUACUGGAGCUGAAACGACUCAGCGGGGAGCUACAGAUUUCACAUCGCUCUCUCAGUCAAAGUAAUCUGGUGUUGUCCCCCCCAUCUGCCAGCAGCCAAGGACAGAAAGGCAUAAACACCAAGAGUUCAGGGAUAGAGACAAAGCGUGGAGGCCUGACAAGAUUAGUUGGAAAUGCUGAAAUACCUAGCAGCACUCGGCUGCGCAGCAGUGGUAAUGAACUACCUACAAUUCCCCUUCCACACCCACCAAGGGAGAGGGCAUCUUCCAUGAGUGAAGCCAGGCACAGAAUCGCAGCUGUCAUGCGAAGAAAGGAGAACAAGAUGUGACUCGCGAAGCCUGGGUUCAAUGUUUGUGCCUAAAAUGAACCCAUCAUUUAAAUUGCUUAGUUUGAUCAACGUUACUGUGUAAGGUUUUUGAUUUUUUUGUGGCAGAAGAGAAGCUGAAAAUCUGCAUGGCAUGGAACUCAUUUCCUUUUAAAGCGGACCACGUGGAACUGGAAGGAUUAUGCUGCUGUUGGAAACUGUUUUUCAUUAUUAACAGUAUUUGCUUUAAGCAGUGUAACCUUGAACGUUAAUCUUUCUAUAAUCUGCAUUAAUAAUCAAAAUGUUUUGGGGAAGUGUAGGGAAAGCUUGACUGGAAAUAUUUUAAGGAAGUUAAUUUUCUAUAUAUUUUUUUUUUACUUCUUCCUUAUAUAUCUCAAGUAUUCACAUUUAUUACAACCUGCUUUAUUCUGGCUUUGCCAAGAAAUAAAAUGACCUAUAUCACCUAUAUCCCUUGAUGACUAUGUAUUUCCUUAGUUGUUUAUUAUUUUGCAUGUUUACUUAGAACCAUCAUGUAUCUUUAAUUCAUGUAUCCACAGUUUUUUCAUUGAAUGGUGAGUCACUAAUCCUGUACUUGACAAACAUCAUACAGUAGUUUAAUAGUAGAAUUCCAACAUUCUUCUCUUUAAAGAAAUAUUUUCUGCAAUUAUAUACAGUGGCUUGCGAAAGUAUUGACCCCCCUUGGCAUUUUUCCUA
This is a messenger RNA of Polyodon spathula (Mississippi paddlefish), 2924 nucleotides long. Its product is annotated as leucine-, glutamate- and lysine-rich protein 1-like. The coding region runs from base 168 to 2234 and encodes 688 amino acids. NCBI's taxonomy places the organism in Eukaryota, Metazoa, Chordata, Actinopteri, Acipenseriformes, Polyodontidae. The transcript has 13 exons. The record is from RefSeq and is a predicted model, not a curated record.